CAGAGAACAGCAGACACGCAGUAGGGACAUAAAGCUGUGAGCGAGCCGGUAGCACCGACACGGACGGCUGCAUUUAACUGUAAUUCAUCGGUCGCUUAAAACUGAUGUACAUUCUGAGGAAAUACAUCGGAUUUUCUUUCCGACGGAUAUCGGACUGUAACGGGAUUUGUGCUUCGUGGGAAUACCGGACAGAACAAUGAGGGGGGAAGUGCUGUUGUUCAUCUCUAUCCUUUCUCUCACGUCAGUUGUCGGGCACGUCAGCUACUCUAUUCCCGAGGAAAUGGCUAAAGGGUCUUUAAUCGGUAACAUAGCACAAGAUUUAGGUUUGGACAGAAAACGACUGACAUCUGGCAAAGCUCGGAUUUUUACGGGAGACAGCGCAGAAUACAUCGAGCUGAACAGAGAACGAGGCGUCCUCCUCAUCAAGGAGAAAAUAGACAGAGAGGCGCUCUGUGGACAGACGACGCCCUGCGCUUUGCAUUUUCAGGUUAUUUUGGAAAACCCUAUGGAAUUAUACACGGUUGUUGUCGAGAUUACAGAUAUCAAUGACAACACCCCAACUUUUGAAAAAGCUGAAAUGAAAUUCAAAAUAAGCGAAUCUGCUGUAAUCGGAGCCAAGUUCAUGUUAGAGAGGGCAAUAGAUGCUGAUGUUGGUAUGAACAGUCUGCAGAGAUACACUCUCACCAAAACCGAGAAUUUCGUUCUGAAAUUAAAAGAACAGCCCGAUGGAGAAAAGAUAGUUGAAAUGGUUUUACAGAAACCUCUUGACAGAGAAAAACAAGAGGAGAUAUUUCUGGUGUUAACUGCAGUGGACGGAGGGGAACCAAACCUAUCUGGCACAGCACAGAUACAUGUUACAGUGCUUGAUAUUAAUGACAAUGCACCCGUUUUUACAAAGACGGUGUAUAAAGCUACAAUACCUGAAAACGCCUCUAAAGGUACAGUUAUAACCACGGUCAGUGCGUCAGAUGCUGAUAAAGGAUCAAACUCAAGGGUUACGUAUUCAAUUUCAAACACAGCUGCAGGUGUACGAGACAUGUUUGAGAUGAACGAAGUAAAUGGGGAUUUGAUUCUGAAAAGUAGUCUGGAUUAUGAAAAGGCCCGUUUCUAUCAAAUACAUGUGCAAGCCAGUGAUGAAGGAGGGCUGACGGAUUCAUGUAAGAUUACGGUUGAAGUGAUAGACAUUAAUGAUAACAAGCCAGUGAUUAAUAUAAUGUCACAGACUAAUGUCAUUCUCGAAGACUCUAAAUCAGCAACAGUUGUUACUAUGGUAAAUGUUCAGGACUUAGAUUCUGGAGAUAAUGGCAAAGUUCAGUGUGCAAUCAAUGAAAAUAUUCCUUUUACAUUGAAGCCGACUUCAAGUAAUUUCUUUAACCUGAUAACAGACAGUGACUUAGACAGAGAGAGAGCCGCUGAGUAUAAUAUCACAGUGACCUGCUCUGAUGAAGGAGUGCCCUCCCUCUCCAGCAGCGUCACUCUCACCUUACAGAUCUCUGACGUUAACGACAACGCGCCUGUCUUUGAGAGGAGCUCAUAUGAGGCCUACAUUGUAGAAAACAACACACCAGGCCUCUCUAUAUUCACAGUGAGAGCCAGAGACGCUGACUGGAACCAGAAUGCUCGUGUUUCUUACAUCCUGGAGGACUCCUCUGUUAACGGAGUGCCAGUCUCCUCAUAUGUGUCCGUCAGUGCUGAUAGUGGUGUCAUCCAUGCAGUGCGCUCUUUUGACUACGAGCAGAUCAAAGAUUUCCACUUCCGCGUCAAAGCGCAGGAUGGAGGCUCUCCUCCACUCAGCAGUAAUGUGAGUGUGAAAAUAAUGAUCCAGGACCAGAACGACAACCCUCCUCAGGUUCUGUACCCGGUCCAGACUGGAGGCUCUCUGGUGGCUGAAAUGGUGCCUCGUUCAGCAGAUGUGGGCUAUCUGGUGACUAAAGUGGUGGCUGUUGAUGUGGACUCUGGACAGAAUGCCUGGCUCUCCUAUAAACUGCAGAAAGCCACAGACAGGGCGCUGUUUGAAGUGGGCUUACAGAAUGGAGAAAUCCGAACUAUCCGCCAGGUGACUGAUAAAGAUGCUGUGAAACAGAGACUGACUGUUAUAGUGGAGGACAACGGGCAGCCCUCUCGUUCAGCUACAGUCAUUGUUAACGUGGCGGUGGCGGACAGCUUCCCGGAAGUGCUGUCGGAGUUCACUGACUUUCCUCACGACAAGGAGUACAAUGACAACCUGACUUUUUACUUAGUGCUGGCUUUGGCUGUAGUGUCCUUCCUGUUCAUCACGUGUUUAGUGGUUAUUAUAUCAGUGAAAAUCUACAGAUGGAGACAGUCUCGCGUCCUGUAUCACUCCAGUCUCCCUGUGAUUCCAUAUUAUCCUCCACGUUACUCAGACACUUUGGGGACAGGGACUCUCCCACACGUGUACAACUACGAGGUGUGCAGGACGACUGACUCCAGAAGGAGUGACUGUAAGUUCGGCGGAGCUGGUAGUCAGAACGUGUUGAUAAUGGACCCCAGUUCUACAGGGACGAUGCAGCGGAUACAGAGUGAGAAGAGCAUCCUGGAUGAACCAGACUCUCCUCUGGAGGUUAGUUUUCCACAAGAUACAUAUUUGUUACAUCCACUAAUCGUCCAGGCCCAAAUGCGGUACAUUGCCACAUUGAGAUCACCUCGUCAGGAAUAGUUUUGUGCUUCAUUUUUGCGGUUAUCCUGAUUCAGCACCAUGGACAGCGUUCAGCGCAUGCGUG
Messenger RNA from Acanthopagrus latus (yellowfin seabream), 2741 nucleotides. RefSeq names its product protocadherin beta-16-like. The record is from RefSeq and is a predicted model, not a curated record. Bases 197 to 2677 code for a protein of 826 amino acids. The transcript has a single exon. Gene Ontology annotation, biological process: homophilic cell-cell adhesion. Gene Ontology annotation, molecular function: calcium ion binding. Lineage: Eukaryota; Metazoa; Chordata; Actinopteri; Spariformes; Sparidae. Gene Ontology annotation, cellular component: plasma membrane.